AUGAUGAAUGAGUCACCGGAAACCGUAGAACUAAAACCGAAUCACGAAACCAACACUAUUGCGGUGGAAGAAAAUGGAAAACGUCCAUUGGAUCAAUCGGAGGAUGCCUGUGAAAGUCAACCUAAAAUGUGUAAACUAGACAAUGAAAGCAAUGCCAACCAGUCUAACACCCUGUCAAAAAGGCAGCUAAAAAAGAUCCAAAAGCAACAGAUGUGGAUAGAGAAAAAAGAAAAACGAAGGGAAACAAAUAAAGAAAGGAAAGUAGAAAUGAAAAAAAGGAAAGCCCAAAUGAGAGAGUCCGGAGUAGAAAUACCAAUUGUAAAGACGAAAAAAAUGGCCGAGAGUACAUGUAAACAACGUAUUGUGUUAGAUAUGUCGUACAAUGACUUGAUGUCUGAUAAGGAUUUAUGCAAGUGUUCAAAUCAAGUAUUGAGGUGUUAUGGUCUGAAUCGUAGAAUGGAUAAUCCUAUGCAAUUAUAUUUUUGCAGUUAUGAAGGAAAAACAAAAGAAAUUAUGGCUAAACACAAUGGCUCUGAGUCUUGGGAUAUAAAAUAUUUAGAAAACUCAUUUGAUAAAGAAUUCAAGAAAGAAGAAAUUGUUUAUUUGACCAGUGACAGUUUGAAUGUCUUAGAAAGUAUAGAUGAAAACAAAGUGUACAUAAUUGGUGGUCUGGUUGAUCAUAAUUCUUGCAAAGGUGCAAGUCUGAGAGUAGCAAAUGAUCUAGGUAUAGCUCAUGCCCGAUUGCCAAUCGAUGAACAUAUCAACAUGCAAACUAGAAAAAUUUUAACUAUAAAUCAUGUUUUUGAAAUAAUUUCAAAAGUGGUGUCUGGAAUGUCUUGGAAAGAAGCAUUAAUUGGUACUUUGCCAAAAAGAAAAAUGUUCUCAGUCAUAGACGAAGAAGACCUUUUGGAAUAUGAAAAUUGUUCUCUAGAAUAUAAACCAAAAGAAGAAAUUGAAUGUCCAGAAGCAGAAAAAAUUGAAAAUGUUUCAGUUGAAAAUGUAAUAGAACAAAAUGUUUCAGUUGAAAAUGUAAAAGAACAAAAUGUUUCAGUUGAAAACUAA
Macrosiphum euphorbiae (potato aphid) is the source of this 1062-nucleotide messenger RNA. The record is from the annotation of a GenBank genome assembly. Lineage: Eukaryota; Metazoa; Arthropoda; Insecta; Hemiptera; Aphididae.